Molecule: messenger RNA, 1053 nt
Organism: Suncus etruscus (white-toothed pygmy shrew)
Lineage: Eukaryota; Metazoa; Chordata; Mammalia; Eulipotyphla; Soricidae
Gene: CHTOP
Product: chromatin target of PRMT1
Exons: 7
Coding region: 64-897 (277 amino acids)
Source: RefSeq, a predicted model, not a curated record
GUGGCCGCCGUGGGAGGAGGAGCAGCACUGGCGUCCGUGUCCUUCGAUACUCGGGAUCUGAAGAUGGCUGCCCAGUCCGCGCCGAAAGUCGUGCUCAAAAGCACCACCAAGAUGUCGCUGAACGAGCGCUUUACUAAUAUGCUGAAGAACAAACAGCCGAUGCCGGUGAAUAUUCGGGCUUCGAUGCAGCAACAACAGCAGCUAGCCAGUGCCAGAAACAGAAGACUGGCCCAGCAGAUGGAGAAUAGACCCUCUGUCCAGGCAGCUUUAAAACUGAAGCAGAUUUUAUAUGCAAAUCCGGACAAUGGCUGUGGAAGGAUAUGUCCAAGCUGUGGCUGGGCGUCAGGAGGGCGGUGCCAUGCAACUAAGAGCUUAAAGCAGCGCCUGGGUAAGAGUAACAUCCAGGCACGGUUAGGCCGGCCCAUAGGGUCCCUGGCCAGGGGAGCAAUCGGAGGACGAGGCCUGCCCAUAAUCCAGAGAGGCUUGCCCAGAGGAGGACUGCGUGGGGGACGUGCCUCAAGAACCCUACUUAGGGGCGGGAUGUCGCUCCGAGGUCAAAACCUGCUCCGAGGUGGACGAGCCGUAGCUCCCCGAAUGGGCUUAAGAAGAGGUGGUGUUCGAGGUCGUGGAGGUCCUGGGAGAGGGGGCCUAGGGCGUGGAGCUAUGGGUCGUGGCGGACUCGGUGGUAGAGGUCGGGGUAUAAUAGGUCGGGGAAGAGGGGGCUUUGGAGGCAGAGGUCGAGGCCGUGGACGGGGGAGAAGUGCCCUGACUCGCCCUGUGCUGACCAAGGAGCAACUUGACAACCAACUAGAUGCCUACAUGUCAAAAACGAAAGGCCAUCUGGAUGCCGAAUUGGAUGCCUACAUGGCUCAGACUGAUCCUGAAACCAAUGAUUGAAGCCUGCUGGCCUGUGAGAGACUCUUACUCAAGUCGCCACACCUGUAAAUAAUAGCUGAGAAACCUAAUUGAUGCUGGAAGGACCUUUUGAUCAGAACAGGCUAUGGACUCAACUUGUUAUCAGUUUAUGCGUUUUGUGUGUUUCUUUUACUUUUU